AGAGAAAGUCUGUGAUUGCUGUGAGCUUCAUAGCAGCGUUCCUUUUCCUGCUGGUUGUGCGUCUUGUAAAUGAAGUGAAUUUCCCAUUGCUACUAAACUGCUUUGGACAACCUGGUACAAAGUGGAUACCAUUCUCCUACACAUACAGGCGGCCCCUUCGAACUCACUAUGGAUACAUAAAUGUGAAGACACAAGAGCCUUUGCAACUGGACUGCGACCUUUGUGCCAUAGUGUCAAACUCAGGUCAGAUGGUUGGCCAGAAGGUGGGAAAUGAGAUAGAUCGAUCCUCCUGCAUUUGGAGAAUGAACAAUGCCCCCACCAAGGGUUAUGAAGAAGAUGUCGGCCGCAUGACCAUGAUUCGAGUUGUGUCCCAUACCAGCGUUCCUCUUUUGCUAAAAAACCCUGAUUAUUUUUUCAAGGAAGCGAAUACUACUAUUUAUGUUAUUUGGGGCCCUUUCCGCAAUAUGAGGAAAGAUGGCAAUGGCAUCGUUUACAACAUGUUGAAAAAGACAGUUGGUAUCUAUCCGGAUGCCCAAAUAUACGUGACCACAGAGAAGCGCAUGAGUUACUGUGAUGGAGUUUUUAAGAAGGAAACUGGGAAAGACAGAGUCCAGUCUGGCUCAUAUCUCAGCACAGGGUGGUUUACCUUCAUUCUGGCCAUGGACGCCUGUUAUGGCAUUCACGUCUACGGGAUGAUAAAUGACACCUACUGCAAGACAGAAGGGUAUAGAAAAGUCCCCUACCAUUAUUAUGAACAAGGAAGAGAUGAGUGUGAUGAAUAUUUUCUUCAUGAACAUGCCCCAUAUGGGGGUCAUAGGUUUAUCACUGAAAAGAAAGUGUUUGCUAAAUGGGCCAAGAAGCACAGGAUAAUAUUUACACAUCCAAACUGGACAUUGUCUUGA
Messenger RNA from Pan troglodytes (chimpanzee), 902 nucleotides. It is a transcript of the gene ST6GALNAC3, whose product is annotated as ST6 N-acetylgalactosaminide alpha-2,6-sialyltransferase 3. Gene Ontology annotation, molecular function: alpha-N-acetylgalactosaminide alpha-2,6-sialyltransferase activity. NCBI's taxonomy places the organism in Eukaryota, Metazoa, Chordata, Mammalia, Primates, Hominidae. The record is from RefSeq and is marked validated. Gene Ontology annotation, biological process: oligosaccharide metabolic process; ganglioside biosynthetic process.